UAUCCUGUAACAUCCACUUCCCCCUUUAUCCCGGACACAGUGGUUAGGUAGAUCGACCGUUCGCUGGCCCCUAACCCUGCUUGUUCCCCGGUUGCCUGGAUAAUCGAUUGAAGAAAAAGUUCUCGCCACCCCCCCUUCGCACCUCGCGGAACACACCGAGUUCGACCAUGAGCAGCAACGCCUCCCCCAGUCCGGCGACCUGCCAGGAGACCUUCGAACAGGGCGUCGCCCUCGCUCUGCACCUGUGGCCAGCCCUGACGCUCGCGGUGCAGAACAACUGGGGCGGGCCCGACUCGUCCGACAAGCGCGACUGGUUCGCGGGCGUCAUUGUCGAGCUCUUCCCGGACGUCUCCAAGCUCACGCCCUCCCAACUGCAGCAGAGGAUACAAUGGCAGCAACACAAGCUGCCACCACCACCACCGCCGCAACAACAACAACAGACAUUAGCUCAGAAUGGGGCGGGCAGCGGGGCGAACGAGGAGCCGGACCAGGAGGACGUUGAGGAGAGGCUCUUGCAGGUCAUGUUGGAUGAGUUCGAAGUUAAUGUCGACGACGAAUCUGCAUGGGACAUAGCGGGGCAGGUGGUGCAACUGAGGGCCGAAUGUUUGCGGGGCAAGUUUGAGGGGGUGGAGGCGUUGAGAAAGAGGUGGGAGGGUAGGAAGGGAAGCAAAGUUGUUAUCGCGCAGGCGGAGGACCAGGAUGGCGAGACGGACUGGGAUACGGAUGACGACGAGGAAGGGGGUGAAGAGGGUGACGUCGAGAUGGAUGAGGCGCCCGCACUGGCGGAGGCGCCUGCGAGGAAGCAAAGGGAGGAGCCUGAGGUGGACGAAGAUGGGUUCACCAAGGUUACGAGGAAGAAGAGGUAGACAUAUGAGGAAACCAGCGGCAAGGGAUGAGGCCUGCGC
Chaetomium strumarium is the source of this 905-nucleotide messenger RNA. Its product is annotated as Pre-rRNA-processing protein TSR2-domain-containing protein. NCBI's taxonomy places the organism in Eukaryota, Fungi, Ascomycota, Sordariomycetes, Sordariales, Chaetomiaceae. Gene Ontology annotation, cellular component: nucleus. The record is from RefSeq and is a predicted model, not a curated record. The transcript is spliced from 3 exons. The coding region runs from base 168 to 866 and encodes 232 amino acids. Gene Ontology annotation, biological process: maturation of SSU-rRNA from tricistronic rRNA transcript (SSU-rRNA, 5.8S rRNA, LSU-rRNA).